AAGGAGCGGGCGAGCAGCGCAGGGAUGGGGUGGGAUGAGUUGGGGUGGGGUGGGCGAGGGCCCCCCGCCCCCUGCGCCCCAACCCGGCUCUCCAUGGCAGCUGCCGGCUAGGGCUUCGCCACCUCUUUUCUCUCCCGGCCUUGGAGCCUUGGAGCGGCCGCGAGGAUGAGUCCCUGGAGCUGCUGGUUCCUGCUGCCGACCCUCUGCGUCCUGCACGCGGGUGCCGCCCCGCGCCCUGGCGCGCCCGUUUCCACCCACUGCGAGCUCCGGCCCCAACAAAGUGAGUUGAAUUCCUUCUUGUGGACCAUAAAGAGAGACCCACCUUCUUACUUCUUUGGUACCAUCCAUGUGCCAUACACCCGGGUAUGGGACUUCAUUCCCGACAACUCCAAGGAGGCUUUUCAACAGAGUAGCAUUGUAUACUUUGAGCUGGACCUUACAGAUCCCUAUACCAUCUCAGCCCUCACCAGCUGCCAGAUGCUGCCACAGGGUGAGAACCUUCAGGAUGUGCUUCCCAGGGACAUCUACUGUCGCCUCAAGCGUCACCUGGAGUAUGUCAAGCUCAUGAUGCCCUCCUGGAUGACCCCAGAUCAGCGUGGUAAGGGCCUGUACGCUGACUACCUCUUCAAUGCCAUCACAGGGAACUGGGAACGGAAGAGGCCUGUGUGGGUGAUGCUCAUGGUCAACUCCCUGACUGAAGUGGACAUUAAGUCCCGUGGGGUGCCUGUGCUAGACUUGUACCUUGCCCAGGAGGCCGAGAGACUGAGGAAACAGACUGGGGCAGUGGAAAAGGUGGAAGAGCAGUGCCAUCCUUUGAAUGGGCUAAAUUUUUCACAGGUCAUCUUUGCUUUGAACCAGACUCUCCUGCAGCAGGAGAGCCUCCGUGCGGGCAGCCUUCACAUCCCUUAUAAUACAGAGGACCUCAUCAAACACUAUAACUGCGGGGAUCUCAGCUCUGUCAUCUUCAGCCAUGACAGCUCCCAGGUCCCCCAUUUUAUUAAUGCCACACUACCCCCACAAGAGCGCAUCACAGCUCAGGAAAUUGAUAGCUACUUCCGGAGGGAGCUUAUCUACAAGCGGAAUGAGCGGAUGGGCAAGCGGGUGAAGGCUCUUUUGGAGGAGUUUCCUGACAAAGGCUUCUUCUUUGCCUUUGGAGCUGGUCAUUUCCUGGGCAACAGCACAGUGCUCGAUGUGCUGCGGCGAGAAGGUUAUGAGGUCGAACACGCCCCUGCUGGACAAGCCAUCAACAAAGAGAGGAGUAACAGCUCCUCAGUGCUGCCAGCGCCUCUUGCCACCUUGGACCUGGAAGCCCCAGCACCAGAGACUGGGCCUGUGGUGCGAUCACUGAUGUCAUCUCAUGAGCCCCUGACCAGAGACACAGGCCUGGGCCUGCUGGAAGUAGCAGAGCGAAAGUUCCGGAAGAAGUGGAGGCGGCCACCUCAAAGGCAGAGACUACGGCAGUUCAGUGACCUGUGGGUCCGAUUAGAGGAAAGUGCUGUGGUCCCACAACUCCCGGUGCGUAUUUUGGAUGGACACAUCACCAGGCUUCAGCUCCCACAUCAUGGUUAUUCGCACCACAGUCAGAUGGUGGCCAGCUCUGCCUGCCUGUGUCUCUGUACUCCUGGGUUUUGGGUUAUGGUGCUGGCUUUCCAAGUGGACACACAGCUCUUGUAAUGGUUAGAGGA
This is a messenger RNA of Suncus etruscus (white-toothed pygmy shrew), 1685 nucleotides long. RefSeq names its product TraB domain containing 2A (gene TRABD2A). Bases 166 to 1674 code for a protein of 502 amino acids. Gene Ontology annotation, cellular component: membrane. Gene Ontology annotation, molecular function: metalloendopeptidase activity. The transcript has 7 exons. Lineage: Eukaryota; Metazoa; Chordata; Mammalia; Eulipotyphla; Soricidae. The record is from RefSeq and is a predicted model, not a curated record. Gene Ontology annotation, biological process: negative regulation of Wnt signaling pathway.